This is a messenger RNA of Peromyscus californicus insignis, 1308 nucleotides long. It is a transcript of the gene Cela1, whose product is annotated as chymotrypsin like elastase 1. The transcript has 8 exons. The record is from RefSeq and is a predicted model, not a curated record. Gene Ontology annotation, biological process: proteolysis. The coding region runs from base 253 to 1053 and encodes 266 amino acids. Gene Ontology annotation, molecular function: serine-type endopeptidase activity. Lineage: Eukaryota; Metazoa; Chordata; Mammalia; Rodentia; Cricetidae.
AAAAAGGAUCUUCUGGAUGCUUUUCAACUGAAACAGGUUAACUGAGCGCUAACCUUGUUCUGUCUUCGAGUAACAGAUAAAUGAGUUGACUUGAAACUUUUCCUUUGUACUUCCAUGGCACCUGUGCUUUCCUGCCUUCUACCCACAGCCCUGCCCAGCUGGCAGGAGGAAGGUCAGCAAAGCUGCUGAUAAGAGGAAUAUAAAGAGGGUUCGGCUCAUGGCAAAGGGGCAGUGGUCUGCUCUCUCGGCAACAUGUUACACUUCCUGGUGUUCGCUUCCCUGGUCCUGUGUGGACACAGCACCCAGGACUUUCCAGAAACUAACGCACGGGUGGUUGGAGGGGCUGAGGCCCAGAGGAACUCUUGGCCAUCUCAGAUUUCCCUCCAGUACCGUUCUGGAGGGCUGUGGUACCACACCUGUGGAGGAACCCUCAUCCGACGCAACUGGGUGAUGACCGCCGCUCACUGUGUGGACAGCCCGAUGACUUUCCGUGUGGCUGUCGGAGAUCACAACCUGAGCCAGAACGAUGGCACGGAGCAGUACGUGAGCGUGCAGAAGGUCGUGGUGCACCCCAGCUGGAACAAGGACAACGUGGCUGCGGGCUAUGACAUCGCCCUGCUGCGCUUGGCCCAGAGUGUCACACUCAAUAACUACAUCCAGCUGGGUGUUCUGCCCCAGGAGGGAACCACCCUGGCAAACAACACUCCCUGCUACAUCACAGGCUGGGGAAAGACCAAAACCAACGGGCAGCCAUCUCAGACCCUGCAGCAGGCAUACCUGCCCAGCGUGGACUAUGCCAUCUGCUCCAGCUCCUCUUACUGGGGCUCCACAGUGAAGAGGACCAUGGUGUGUGCUGGGGGAGACGGGAUUCGCUCGGGAUGCCAGGGUGACUCUGGAGGCCCCCUCCACUGCUUGGUGAAUGGCCAGUAUUCUGUCCAUGGAGUGACCAGCUUUGUGUCCAAGCUGGGCUGUAACCUCUCUAGGAAGCCCACAGUCUUCACGAGAGUCUCUGCUUACAUCUCUUGGAUGAAUAAUGUCAUAGCCUCCAAUUGAACAUUUUCCUGAGUCAAGAUAGAGUCAACAUUUGCCUUCCCAAGAUGGUUCCUAGCUCUGCGAUAAGACUUGAAGUCAGCAGGAAGUGAUGGGGUCAUCACUCAGCGGUGGAGCACUUGUUUAACAUGUACCAAACCCUGGGUUCAUCCCCAACGGGGGCGGAGGAGUGUGCUGAUGGUGUAGCUCAGCAGUGGAAGCCUUGUCUAGCAUGUGAGAAGCCCGGGGCUGGGUCUCCAGCACCUGGGGCAAAGGAGG